AUGGCUCUUGUUCGACCCUCUGUCCGGGCUCUGCCGCGACAAUUGCUGAUCAUCCACCGCAACUCGUCAACAAGCACCUCCGUGACCCAGAACAACGUCAAACGACAACAAAAGAAAGGCCCCUUGUCCGGCAUUACAGUAGUCAGUCUUGAGCAGGCCAUUGCAGCACCAUUUUGUACCCGCCAACUGGCUGAUCUCGGCGCUCGCGUCAUCAAAAUCGAACGCCCCGAGGUAGGCGACUUUGCCCGAAACUAUGACACCCGCGUCAACGGCCUCUCUUCACACUUUGUCUGGACCAACCGAUCCAAGGAAAGUUUGGCGCUCGAUGUCAAGAAUGCCCGCGACCAUCGCAUACUCAUGCGACUGCUCUCCCGCGCAGAUGUCUUAGUCCAGAACCUCGCCCCAGGAGCAAGCGCCCGACUAGGCCUGUCAUUCGCAGACUUAUCCGAAAAGCAUCCAUCUCUGAUCGUCUGCAACAUCUCUGGCUACGGGCCGGACGGACCUUACCGCGACAAGAAAGCAUACGAUCUCCUCAUUCAAAGCGAAGCGGGUCUCCUCUCCGUCACGGGGACCGCCACCGAGCCAGCAAAAGUUGGUAUCUCGAUUGCGGACAUCUGCGCGGGCAGCUACGCAUACUCAAAUAUCCUUGCUGCCUUGUUCGAGCGGGAAAGAGACCCCGAGCGCCGUGGACGCAAUAUUGACAUCUCCAUGCUGGAGAGUAUGGUCGAGUGGAUGGGAUUUCCCAUGUACUACACCUACGGGGACCAGCCGGGCCCAACACCUGCAGGUGCGUCGCAUGCGGCGAUCUAUCCGUAUGGGCUAUUUGAAACAGGCAAGGGGACGGUCAUGCUGGGGAUUCAGAAUGAGCGGGAGUGGGCUAAGUUUUGCGAGAUGGUGCUGGAGAAGCCGGAGAUGACGACGGAUGAGCGCUUCUGUAAUAAUUCCUUGCGGGUGAAGAAUCGCGAUGCAUUGAGGGAAACGAUUUGUAAAGUAUUUGCAGCUUACUCUGCUGAGGGGGUAUUACGGCGCCUGGAUGAGGCGGGUAUUGCGAAUGCCAUUGUGAACGAUAUGCAAGGCGUAUGGAACCAUCCGCAAUUGAGAGCCAGGCAGCGCUGGACGCAGAUACAGACGUCUGCAGGGGCUGUGCCAGCGCUGUUUCCUCCAGGAAUGGGGCCCGAUGGGUUUGAAGCUCAAAUGGGUGCAGUGCCGGAGAUUGGACAGCAUAACGAGGCCAUAUUGGCUGAAUUGGGGAUGGAUACAGACAUAGGAUAA
Messenger RNA from Aspergillus fischeri NRRL 181, 1272 nucleotides. RefSeq names its product CaiB/BaiF CoA transferase family protein. The record is from RefSeq and is a predicted model, not a curated record. Gene Ontology annotation, molecular function: catalytic activity. The coding region runs from base 1 to 1272 and encodes 423 amino acids. Lineage: Eukaryota; Fungi; Ascomycota; Eurotiomycetes; Eurotiales; Aspergillaceae. The transcript has a single exon.